GCCGGGCACGGAGACUCUGGAAGAAUGAGCGCGACCGCAGUGGCGGCCUGGGGCCCCUGGAGUGGGCGAUGCCCUCGCGCGGCGGGGGCGAGCGGGAGACCGGCUCUCGGCGCUCGAGGAUCCACACCCCAGCUCCGCCCCGGGCCUGGGCCGCUCGCCCGCAGGUUGGGAGAGGCUGUGGUGACGGUGCGAGUGGAGGAGGGCUGUGGGGUGCCCAGCAUGGAUGGCUACUUGGUCCUAAGAGUAAUUGGAGAGGGCUCAUUCGGCAGAGCCCUUUUGGUUCAGCAAGAGAACAGUAAUCAGACGUUUGCCAUGAAGGAAAUAAGGCUUCCCAAGUCUUUCUCUGGUACACGGAAUUCUAGGAAGGAGGCUGUUCUGUUAGCCAAAAUGAAACACCCCAAUAUUGUUGCCUUUAAAGAAUCAUUUGAAGCUGAGGGACACCUGUAUAUUGUGAUGGAGUAUUGUGACGGAGGGGACCUCAUGCAAAAGAUUAAGCAUCAGAAAGGAAAGUUGUUUCCUGAAGAUAUGAUACUUAAUUGGUUUACACAAAUGUGCCUUGGAGUAAAUCACAUUCACAAGAAACGCGUGUUACACAGAGAUAUCAAGUCCAAGAAUAUCUUCCUCACCCAAAAUGGAAGAGUAAAACUGGGAGAUUUUGGAUCUGCCCGUCUUCUCUCCAGUCCUAUGGCGUUUGCUUGUACAUAUGUGGGAACACCUUAUUAUGUGCCCCCAGAAAUUUGGGAAAACAUGCCUUAUAACAAUAAAAGUGACAUCUGGUCCUUGGGAUGCAUUCUGUAUGAACUCUGUACCCUUAAGCAUCCAUUUCAGGCAAAUAGCUGGAAAAGUCUUAUUCUCAAAAUAUGUCAGGGGUCCCUGAGGCCACUGCCUUCUCAGUACUCCUGUGAGCUGCAGCAUCUGAUCAAGCAGAUGUUUAAGAGGAACCCCUCACAUCGCCCUUCUGCUACAACACUUCUCUCUAGAAGUUCCUUGGCUCGACUUGUCCGCCAGUGCUUACCCCCAGAGAUCAUCACAGAAUAUGGUGAACAGGUAUUAGAAGAAACCAAAAAUUCCAAGCAUAGUACAUCAAGAAAAAAAACAGACUCCAGCAGAAUCAGGAUAGCUUUGGAAAAUGAGGCAACCACAAUGCAAGGGGAAGAACAAGGUAGAAAGUACAGCGACACUGAUUUAGAAAGCAUUCAUAAAAAUUCAAUCGAAAGUGCACUGAGGAGAGUAAAUGAAGAGAAAGAUAAAUCAGUCCAUCCGAAGAAAGCCAGUUCACCAAGUCCUCUCAGGCGACAGUGGGAGAAAAAUGUGCCCAACACAGCUCUCACGGCUCUGGAAAAUGCAGCCAUCCUCGCCUCCAGUUUAGGGGCCGGGGAUGACAGAGGUGGUUCUGUAAUAAAGUACAGUGAAAAUAGCACCCGUAAGCAGUGGCUCAAAGAGACUCCAGAAACUUUGAUGAACAUCCUCAAGAAUGCUGAUCUCAGCCUGGCGUUUCAAACAUACACAAUAUAUAGACCAGGCUCAGAAGAGUUCUUGAAGGGCCCCCUCUCUGAAGAAACAGAAGCAUCAGACAGUGUGGAUGGAGGCCACGAUUCUGUCACUUUGGACCCAGAGAGACUGGAGCCUAGAUUGGAUGCAGAGGACACGGAUUUUGAGGAGGACGACGACAGCCUUGACUGGGUGUCAGAACUGAAGCAGCGAGCUGGCUGGCCAGGAGUGUCUGAUGGAAUGAAGAGGGGGAAACUGAAUAUUUAAAACUGUUCCUGAUCAGUGUCACAAGGUUUAAAAUAUCUGUAACUCUCGAGUUUUUGAACUCAAAGAGAAGGCGUGAACGAAUGGCUCUGAGUUUCAGGCUUGCAGUCAGAACAGAAAUGGGAUGCUGCUGCUUACAUUUUGUGUGAUUGUGGGAGAUUAUUUAACCUCUUGGAGCCCCAGUGUCCACAACUCUAAAACGAGGAUAAUAAUGCCUUCCUCAUAGGGACGCUGAACAUAGACCAUGGCCACGGCCCAUAAUGUUAUUUCUGCGAUUGUUAUGAUUUGUGUUUAAUUGCUGCACAACUCUUUUUACAUUUCCUAAAGGUUUGAGGAUCAAAAUAAAUUUAAUUAGACCAUAA
Messenger RNA from Neofelis nebulosa (Clouded leopard), 2117 nucleotides. It is a transcript of the gene NEK3, whose product is annotated as NIMA related kinase 3. NCBI's taxonomy places the organism in Eukaryota, Metazoa, Chordata, Mammalia, Carnivora, Felidae. Gene Ontology annotation, molecular function: ATP binding; protein kinase activity. The coding region runs from base 25 to 1758 and encodes 577 amino acids. Gene Ontology annotation, biological process: protein phosphorylation. The transcript has 17 exons. The record is from RefSeq and is a predicted model, not a curated record.